GUUGAGUUUGUUAGACUAUUAGACAUAUUUCAACCAACGAAGGAAAAUGAGUGAAAAUAUUAAAGUUGUUGUUCGAUGUCGUCCAAUGAACCAAAGCGAAAAAGAACAAAACUGCCAAAACAUUGUUGAAAUAAAUGAUUUUGCAGUUUCCGUGACUAAUCCAUCAGCUCGAAUUUCUCAAAAAAAAAAAUUCAUUUUUGAUAGUGCUUAUAAUAUGAAAACCAGUACGGAAGUGAUUUACGACGAAAUGUGUUAUUCAUUAGUAGAGAGUACUAUCGAAGGAUAUAAUGGAACCAUUUUUGCUUACGGCCAGACAGGUUGUGGAAAAACGCACACAAUGCAGGGCGAUGAAAAUUUUAGCAACAACAGUGGAAUAAUUCCGAAAUGUUUUGAUCACAUAUUUGAAACGAUAUCAAUGGCAACAAAUGUCAGAUAUUUGGCAUUAGUAACGUAUUUGGAAAUUUACAACGAAUGUAUUCGAGACUUACUUAAUAAACAUGAAAAUACGAGUUUGAUAAAUCAUUCCCUUAAAGAAAUACCAGGUAUUGGUGUUUCAGUUCCAACGCUUACUACACAACCUGUCGUCAAUGCAAACCAAUGUUACGAUUGGCUACAUUUUGGAAAUAAAAAUCGUGUUACUGCAUCUACAUUAAUGAAUAAGCAUAGCUCACGAUCCCACACUAUAUUUACUAUCACUUUGGAACAAUCUCCAUUUUUUAAUAGUAUGGUAUCGGAGGAUACAUUUGGAGAAAUACGUAGAGGAAAACUUAGUUUAGUGGACCUAGCAGGAUCCGAGAGGCAGCAUAAGACUGGUGCGCAAGGAGACCGACUUAAGGAAGCGUCUAAAAUAAACUUAUCACUUUCUGCAUUAGGGAAUGUUAUUUCAUCUUUGGUUGAUGGUAAAGCAAAGCAUGUACCGUUUAGAGACUCAAAACUCACACGCCUGCUCCAGGAUUCCUUGGGAGGGAAUACAAAAACUCUUAUGAUAUCUUGUAUAUCACCAACAGACAUAAAUUAUGAUGAAACCAUAUCUACCCUUCGGUAUGCAAGUAGAGCAAAGAAUAUUUCAAAUAAACCUACAAUUAAUGAAGACCCAAAGGAUGCAAGACUUCGUCAGUACCAAAAUGAAAUACUAUAUUUGAAAAGAAUGCUUCAAGAUAGUCAACAAAUAAAGGAAUCACCACUGAAAAUUCUACAAUCUACAAAUUUGAAUUCAACAAAAAAUGUUCAAAUAAUGGAAUCAGGUCAAGAUUGUAGCGUAUUUUUUAAAACAAAUUACUCAACAUCAGCAAAACCAAACUUCCCCUCUAUUCAAUCAAAAGAAGAGAUACAACUGCAAGCACGAAGUCGCAUCGAUCUAAUAAAACGCACAUUAAUUGGCGGUGAACGUUUAGAUGAUUUGAAGCUUAAGGAACAGCACAAGGCCCGUAAAUAUGCAGCCCAACGCCACUUAAGUGCAAUAGCUAUUGCCUUAAGUAGAGUCAAAUGUGAAGAUCGCGACCUAUUGCAGGGGCAUUAUGCCACUAUUACACAAGAAAUUAAUAUAAAAAAUGACUAUAUUAGAAAAUGCAAAGAAAAAAUUAAACUGCUUGAAAUGGAAGUUUCCGAUUUAAAUUCAGAGUUCCAGCUUGAUAGAGAGGAUUAUUUGGAGGAAAUUCGCAAUCUUGGACGUCAAGUAAAGUUUCACCAACAACUUCUUUAUAAAUUUCCUUCAAAUAUCCGAAAAUUUGACCGGAAUUGGACUCCAGAUACUAUUUGGCAAAAUUCUUCAUGGAAUGAUGAUCUUAAAAUGUGGAGAAUCCCAAAGUCCGAUUCAAUAAAACUACCUCCGGCUACACAAAAAACAGGAAUUCACUUUAUUCAUACUUCAAUGACCGAUAGUAAUAAAUGUAUUCAUGUAAAUCAGCAUGACAACCAAAAUGAAAUUGUAGUUGGAGAAAAAGAAAUCUCAAACAUGUCUAAGGAAAAAUACAACACAAAUGUACAAAAAAAUUAUUUUCGUACAAGCCGUCACAAAAAUAUAAAUUUUGGAGACAUCGGAAACUCAUAACAUCUGUUGAAGUAAAUAAUACAACGGGCAGUGAAUAGAAGUCGCAUCUAUUUAAUUAGAGGCAUUAAUUAUGUUAUAAUUUUGUCGCAAUAAAAGAACCCACCAAUUCUGUAACACAAUGGAUGAGCGGCAGCUCAACUAAAUAGAUUUGAAAAACCUAUCUUGCAUUUUUCCCUCUCACAUUGUGUCAAUUGAAUUUUUUCUGUUCUUCUAUUUAAUUAUACCCGUUAGGCGUAGAGUAAAGGGGAAUCAACAUUCGUUGAAAAGCAUGUAACAAGUAGAAGACUUUCCGACCAUUAAAUAUACAUAAAUCCAUUCUUGAUCAGGACCAAUUUCCUAGUCGAUUUGGACAAGUACGUCUGCCGUAUGAUCGCCUCGGUCUUAAAAACUAUAAAAAACUAGUAAUUUGAGAUUAAGCAUGCAGAUUCCAGAGACAAUGACGCAGCGCAAGUUGGUUGACCCAUGUCGCCACGUCCACUCUAACGCCCACAAACCACCCAAAACUUCCACGCCCACACUUUUAAUAAAUGAUUGGAUAUUUUUUCAUUUUGUUUUAUUCUUGUAAAUUUCUAUCGGAAGCUGUAUUUUUGCAACUGUAUUUCGUUAUGUGAUCGGAUACGCUUCCUUCUGCCUGUUACAUACUUUUCAACGAAUCUAAUAUACCCUUUUACUCUACGAGUAACGGGUAUAAAUAUCAAAACAUUUUUCAAAAGUGUGGGCGUGGCAGUUUUGCCGGUUUGAGGGCUUUAGGGCAUGCAUGCCAAAUCGAUAAAAACUUACAAGACUACGAGUAACGGGUAUAAAAAAAGUCAAACUUAUUAAGCGACACUGUAAGUAGCCAUCUUUUAUAUCUAUAACAUUUCCCAAUUCAAUUUAUUAUUUGCCUAAUAGAUUUUAUCAUGUCACUUAUGAAAAGUUAUAGAAAUAAAAAAAA
Molecule: messenger RNA, 2984 nt
Organism: Drosophila teissieri
Lineage: Eukaryota; Metazoa; Arthropoda; Insecta; Diptera; Drosophilidae
Gene: Kif3C
Product: kinesin-like protein KIF17
Exons: 6
Coding region: 47-2050 (667 amino acids)
Biological process (GO): microtubule-based movement
Molecular function (GO): microtubule binding; microtubule motor activity; ATP binding
Source: RefSeq, a predicted model, not a curated record